Molecule: messenger RNA, 523 nt
Organism: Paramecium sonneborni
Lineage: Eukaryota; Ciliophora; Oligohymenophorea; Peniculida; Parameciidae
Source: the annotation of a GenBank genome assembly
AUUUAAUAAUAAAUAUUAAUGGACAAGGUUAAUGUUGAAGAAGAAGGAUUAAUAAAUAGGAAGUAAAAUAAAGACUUUUCAGCUUGUAAAAACUAUAUUCCAGUUAUUGUUGAGCCUUAUCCUCAAACAAAAUUGAAAAAGAUCGAUGAUAAUAAGUAAUCAUGAUUGAAAUUUGAAUUAAGAUGGUUGUUUAAUAAAGAUUCUACAUUGUAUCCUGUAAUGUAUAAAAUACAUGAAGUUUUGAAUGGAGCUAAAAAUAUGUACUUUUAUGUGAAAAGACAGAAUGGGAGAUAUGCAUUGCUAAAACAUGGUAUUAUUAUAUUUGAUAAUUUUAGAAAAUAAAUUAUAGUUAGUUUUUAAAAAAUAUAAAUCAAAUGAUGGUUUUUUACAUGUUUAUUAUCACAAUGAUAUGAUAAAUAGAAGCAAAUUAUUAGAUUAUUGUUUUUAUUUUGCUUAGAUUGUAAUUGUAUUUUAUUUGGUGUUAUUUAUAUAUGGAUAUUUAAAGAUGCAUGAAUAUAUAUGA